AUGCAUCUCCUCUUACUUCAGCUGCUGGUGCUCCCGCCACUGGGGAAGGCUGCGUGGCCCCAGGAUGGCGGCCAGAGUCAGAGUUCUGUUCCCUCUGUGCUCCUACUAGAGAGGAGUCCCAGAGAGCUUCCCCUGGGCAACCACGGGGAGGCUGAGGAGAAGCCAGAUCUGUUCGUAGCCGUGCCACACCUGGUAGGUGCCAGCAUUUCGGGGGGAGGCCGGUGGCAGAGAGAGAAGAUGCUAUUCAGGUUUGGCAGGUUCUGGAAGAAGCCUGAGAGAGAACUGCACCCAACCCAGGACCCUGUCAGUGAGCAAGGCCCACCUGGGACCCAGGCCCUUCCUCAGUCCAAGGCUGGGAUGCAGAUAAAGAAGUCUCCUCUUCAGGAAGAAGCCAAGAGAUUCUGGCACCGCUUCAUGUUCAGAAUGAGUCCGGCUUCUCAGGGGGUCAUCCUCCCCAUCAAGAGCCACGAAGUGCACCAGGAGACGUGCAGGACCCUGCCUUUCAGCCAGACGGUCGCCCAUGAAGAUUGUGAGGAAGUGGUUGUACAGAACAACCUUUGUUUUGGGAAAUGCGGGUCUGCUCGUUUUCCUGGAGCGGCACAGCACCCCCAUACCUUCUGCUUCCACUGCUCGCCCGCCAGGUUCACCACAAUGCACUUGCCGCUGAACUGCUCAGGCCUCGCCCCCGUGGUCAAGGUGGUGAUGCUGGUGGAGGAGUGCCAAUGCAAGGUGAAGGAGGAGCACCACGAGCAUGGACACCUCCUACAGGCAGGCUCCCAGGAAGAAUUCCAUGCCCAGGAGCCCUUUAUCCCAGGGGUUUCAACUUAGAAAGCAAUCCCACAAUUACCUAGAACAGCAAAACCACAAUAGCCAAGUUGCUGAUGAUUCAGUCUGGAAGUAUUCAGUGGGUACAUAAUCUUUCAACUGAAAGGUGGUGAAAAAGUAGUAAGAUAGAACAACUUGGAGGAAAUGGUAUUCAUCUGGUUAUCAGUACCAAAUGGUAUCUAGUUUUGACUCUGCUGAAUACUAGCCAUGGAAUGUUAAGUUGUGGAAGCUUUCUCCACCUGGAGCUGUUCAUCUAUAAAUGAGGGACUUGAACUAGAUGAUUCUAAAGUCCUUUUCACUACUAAUAUUUCAAUAAUGAUCCACUGUCCCCAAGUUUUGGUAAAAUCCCUCCCUCUGAAGGAGGAAAAGAAAUAAACUAGAUCAUAAAACUAGGCUUCUUUAAUAGCUCGUGAAAGCACCAGCAAACGUAUAUACACCUAACAUUCACAGGAGGAUUCCUCAUAUUUAUAGCUGCCUUUGCAUUUCAGGCAGUAGUUUAUUUGACUUCUAUCGGAUGAUUAAGUCGUUCCACAGAUGUAAGGAGUAACUUGUUUGGUUUGUCUGCUUAUUUUUGAUACUCCCCAUAUAAAGUUCUCUGGUUUUGAAGAGGAACAUUGAUGUUACUUUUAGUGCUUUCCACGGAGAUGAGGAACAGUCAUGGGUAGCCAAACAAGUACCUAUUUUAUGGGGAAGGAAAAAUAGGUAAAUCCAGAAUUAAAGGUCAAUUCAGAGAUGCUAAUGAAUGUAACCAAGAAAUU
Molecule: messenger RNA, 1583 nt
Organism: Myotis davidii
Lineage: Eukaryota; Metazoa; Chordata; Mammalia; Chiroptera; Vespertilionidae
Gene: CER1
Product: cerberus 1, DAN family BMP antagonist
Exons: 2
Coding region: 1-828 (275 amino acids)
Biological process (GO): determination of heart left/right asymmetry; signal transduction involved in regulation of gene expression
Molecular function (GO): morphogen activity
Source: RefSeq, a predicted model, not a curated record